Messenger RNA from Solanum stenotomum, 2004 nucleotides. Its product is annotated as zinc finger CCCH domain-containing protein 6-like. Lineage: Eukaryota; Viridiplantae; Streptophyta; Magnoliopsida; Solanales; Solanaceae. The coding region runs from base 96 to 1436 and encodes 446 amino acids. Gene Ontology annotation, molecular function: metal ion binding; mRNA binding. The transcript has 11 exons. The record is from RefSeq and is a predicted model, not a curated record.
CAAAGCUAAGUCUCUUUUUUUCCUCUAAAACAAAAGUGUAACGUAUGAAAUAUGGUUUUAUGUUGAUAAGUUUUUUUUAGUUCAUUUGGGGGAAAAUGGAGAUGGUUAGUGGAGAUCAGCCGACCGAUGACGCUCCGGUGACGGAGCAAGCUUCUCUCGACGAAGAAACUGGACUGGAAGAACCUAUGGGGCAGUUGUCGGUUGGCACUGAAGCAGGAUCGUACCCUGAACGGCUUAACGAGCCUGAUUGUAUUUAUUACUUGAGGAACGGAAUCUGUGGCUAUGGCUCUCGUUGUCGGUUUAAUCAUCCUCGUGAUCGGAGUUUGGCUGUGGGAGAAAGAGGAGCUACUGGAGGAGUAUACCCUGAGAGAGCUGGCCAGUAUGUUUGCCAGUACUAUAUGAGGACGGGGAUGUGCAAAUUUGGUGCUUCCUGCAAAUAUCACCAUCCAAGACAGGGAGGGGAAUCUCCAAGCCUGGUGAUACAUAACAUUUAUGGUUACCCGCUGCGACCGAAUGAAAAGGAAUGUUCGCACUAUAUGAAAACAGGGCAGUGUAAAUUUGGCAUCACCUGUAAAUUUCACCAUCCACAGCCAGCUGGUGUGCAAGUUCCAGCACCAGCAGCUGGACCUUUUCCUUUGCCAGCGGCUGUUCCACCACCAGCCACUUAUCCAGAACUGCAACCUCUUCCUGUUGAUUCAGCUGACCAAUAUGGAAUGGUUACUGGCAACUGGCCAGUUAUAAGGCCUGCUCUGCUUCCAGGUUCCUAUAUUCCUGACACAUAUGGUCCUAUGCUUUUUCCCCCUGGAAUGGUUCCCGUGUCGGAUUGGACUCCUUAUCUGGGUUCUACUAGUCCAGUGCCAUACCAAACUACUCAGUCUGCAGCUGGAGCAGGUCCAGUGCCAUGCCAAACUUCUCACUCUGCAGCUGGAGCAGGUCCAGUGCCAUCCCAAACUACUCAGUCUGCAGCUGGAGCAGGUCCAGUUUAUGGUCAUACACAACUAUCUGCUUCAGCACCUGCCUACGCAAGCCCAUAUGUGUCUCUUACUGCUUCUCUUGGUGCUUCAAGCAGCAUCCAGGAUGGACUUGCAUUUCCGGAAAGACCUGGGCAGCCUGAAUGUCAUUAUUACAUGAAGUAUGGGGAUUGCAAAUUUGGAUCUUCAUGUAAAUACCAUCAUCCACCUGAGUGGAGUGGAUCAAAGGCAGCUCUUAUCCUCCGUGCUAUGGGUCUUCCUCCCGACCUAGAGGAGGGUGAACAGGUAUUUUUAAGUCACUGUAUCAAGUAUUGCACUUUUAGAAGAUCCGACAUGCACGCAACAACUAUUUUGGAGAGUCUGCACAACAUGGUUCGUCAAGUCUGUGUACAAGUAUGGCAAAAUAUGACAUUCCAUGUACAGAGAAUGUCAGGAACCAACUCUCCCUAUUCUUUAGAGACAUGAGAUAGAGGGAAAAGAAAACUGUUGAAGACAUCUGUAGAACGAAGGGAUUUUCCCGUUCAUCAUAUCGACCAAUCCAGACCCUGUACCUGAUCCUGAUGAAAGUCAGGAUGAAACCUGCCUUCAUUCAAACACUUUGGGCUCAUCAUCUCAGUGAAGAGGUGCUACAAUAACUGGAGCAAGUGCAAGAAGGCAGCAUUUACGAAAUACUCCAAGAAAUAUGAGACUGAUGAAGAGAAUUUGUUGAUCUUAUAGGACUUGACUACGUGAGCAGAACAACAAGAUAUAACCUGCAGGUCAUUUAGGUUGCGACAUGGGUCCGCGCUGAAUAUUUUGGUUGAAGAAUAGUGUUAACUACUAUUGGUCUAUGUCAAAGUUGAGAAAAAAUGUACUAGCACAUUCAAUGAUUUGUAGUUAAUAUAGUAACAAGUGCUCAAUUAGGCACAUAUUGUACAUAGACUAUUGGUUAUUGUUACUUUAGUAUGAUUUAGUGUUUGGUUUUAUCAAUCUUUGAUGCAAGAUUGAAGCAUGAUCAAUAUUAUUCUAUGAUGUAUAUUUGAGCGUAUCUCUU